AUGCAGUUCACAUUGUAUGCCGCCACUUGCCUGGCUCUCGUCAGCCGCGUGUUCGCACAGACAGAGGGCUUCGAUGCCAUAUCUGCACCAACGAAAGACCAGACCCUCGCAGCUGGGUCGAGCACGACGGUCACCUGGGACUACAACUCGAAGUACGCCGGAGCUGUGACCAUCACUCUCCUUCAGGGCGCGACUCCUGAGACGCUGCAGCUUGGUAGCGCCAUCGCAACUGGCAUCGAUAACAGUGCUGGAUCUUACACCUGGAGCAUCCCCUCCAGCCUUGGGGCUGACGCGACCUAUGGCUUGAAGAUCAGCCUCGACUCAGAUCCCGCAACUUUCCAGUACUCUUUCCCAUUCCACAUCGCUGCCUCCAGCGGCACGAGCUCCAGCUCCAGCUCCAUCUCCAUCUCCAGCUCCAGCGCCAGCGUCUCCGUCAGCAGCACCACCAGUUCUGCGUCGGUCUCGUCUACAAGCGCGUCCUCGUCUCUCUCUUCCAGCGCCUCGUCCACCGUUUCUACCACCACCUCAGCCCCAACCACUUUCCCUACCUUGACUCCCACUGCAGGCAACGGUGUGAAUUCGACAACCGCGACCGUCCCAGGGACGACGUUGACCUCCAAGGUGACACCCACUGGUACGGGCUCCGGUACUUCAUCGAGCUCGACUGCCGUUGCGACUGCUGGCGCCGUGAAGGUCGUUGCUGGUUCCUUCGCUGCCAUGGGAGGUCUCGCUGCUGCAUUGUUUGCCCUUUGA
Diaporthe amygdali is the source of this 753-nucleotide messenger RNA. RefSeq names its product gpi anchored serine-threonine rich protein. Lineage: Eukaryota; Fungi; Ascomycota; Sordariomycetes; Diaporthales; Diaporthaceae. The coding region runs from base 1 to 753 and encodes 250 amino acids. The record is from RefSeq and is a predicted model, not a curated record. The transcript is spliced from 2 exons.